Messenger RNA from Penicillium chermesinum, 1539 nucleotides. RefSeq names its product alpha-amylase. The transcript has a single exon. Gene Ontology annotation, biological process: carbohydrate catabolic process. The record is from RefSeq and is a predicted model, not a curated record. Lineage: Eukaryota; Fungi; Ascomycota; Eurotiomycetes; Eurotiales; Aspergillaceae. The coding region runs from base 1 to 1539 and encodes 512 amino acids. Gene Ontology annotation, molecular function: alpha-amylase activity; calcium ion binding.
AUGGGCUUCGAUGCGAUUAUGAUUUCUCCCAUCAUCGAAAAUGUCCAUGGUCGCGUGUCCUACGGCGAGGCGUAUCACGGAUACUGGCCGUUAGAUCUGUAUAAUGUCAAUGCUCAUUUUGGAACGCCGGAUGAUCUGCGCGAUCUCAGCAAUGCCCUUCACGCCCGGGGUAUGUAUCUCUUGAUGGAUACCGUCAUCAACAACAUGGCCUACAUCACGAAUGGUAGCAACCCUGCGACUUCGAUCGACUACUCGGUGCUCACCCCCUUUGAUCGAUCGGACUACUACCAUCCGUACUGCAAAAUCACCGACUGGACCAACUAUACCAACGCAGAGCUGUGUCAAACAGGCGACAACAUCGUGGCUCUUCCGGAUCUGUAUACCGAACACAGCGAGGUGCAGGAAAUAUUGGAGAAUUGGGCAAACGAUAUGAUAUCAAACUACUCCAUUGAUGGUCUGAGAAUUGACGCUGCAAAACAUGUCAGCCCGGGGUUCCUGAAGAACUUUGGAGAUAGCGUGGAUACUUUCAUGACCGGGGAAGUGCUUGAGGAAAGUUUUGACAUCAUUUGCAAGUAUCAGCGGGACUACAUAGGAAGCUUACCCAAUUACCCGAUAUACUAUGCUAUGUUAAAUGCGUUCACCCUGGGCAACAUAAGCUCACUCGCCCUUGAGGUGGAGAUGGUGAAGAAUGCGUGUCCUGAUGUUACCGCCUUGGUUUCUUUCUCCGAGAACCAUGAUGUUGCUCGGAUCGCCAGCAUGGUCCCGGAUAUUGCGGUAUGUCUCACUGUCCCCGAGGGUGGAAGAAAAAAAGAAAAGAAAAGAAGAAAAAAGAAAAGAGAAGAAAAGAAAUCCUUCAGACUUCAGGUACUAAUCCUCGGUAUCAUGCAGCUUGCAAAAAAUGUCAUCACUUUCACCCUUCUCUUCGAUGGGGUUCCGAUGAUAUAUCAAGGCCAGGAACAACACUUUGACGGUGGGACGACUCCACAAAACCGAGAGGCAUUAUGGACUUCUGGAUAUAAUACCGAUUCAGAACUCUACAAGAUGAUUGCCAAGAUCAAUCGUAUCCGCUCGCACAUCAUUGGGCUGAACUCGGAUUACUUGGACGCGCAAUCUCACGUUAUCUACCAAGGUAGUAGCGACAUUGCCUUUACGAAGGGCGUGGACGGACGACAAAUGAUCAUGCUUCUGUCGUCCCAAGGAUCCAAAGGUAAGCCCUAUACGGUCAGUUUACCUGUCGGCUAUAAUGCCGGGACAACCGUGACGGAGACCCUGAGCUGUAAGACGUAUACGGUGAACAACCUCGCAGAGUUUGUGGUCGAGAUGGACGCCGGAGAGCCGCGGGUCUUUUUCCCCACUCAGUUCAUGAAUGGAAGUGGUCUCUGUGGAUACCCAUUGAGCAAUAUCUCGUAUUCCGAGUUGAGAACGGGGCAUUUGUCUAUGGGGGCAUCCUGGGGUAUUGGGACCGGAAAAGAUUCCCGGGCGAGGGUCACCGCACCUCUAGGACUUAUGGUAGUCGUUAUGAUGUAUAUGCUCUUUUAA